GAGAGAGAGAGAGAGAGAGAACAUUUAUGGAAAUCAGCCUGCAUAUAGUGCACACGUUUUUUUUUGUAAAGUUAGCUUUAUUAUUUUUUAUUAUCAAAAAAAAAAAUAUGGAGUCACAACAAACAAUAAAUACUCGAAGAAAAAUAUUAAAUCAUGUUGUUUGUAGUAUUUUAGUAGAAUGUGGAUUUGAUAAUUGUGAAAAACAAGUACUUGAAACUCUCACUGAAAUGAUUCAAGCAUUUAUUUUUGAAAUUGGCGAAACAAGUAGGAAUUAUUGUGAAUUAUCUGGAAGAACAGAGCCAAUAUUAAAUGAUGUUGUGGUUGCUUUGAUAAAUCUUGGUAUUAAAAUUGAUGGUAUUGAUCAAUAUGGUAAAAGAUUAAAUAGAACUGUAUUACCACAAUUACAACAACAAACACAAUCAAAACAACAAAAUAUCCUAACUGCUGGACAAAAACAACCACAUCCACAACAUAUACCAAAUCAUUUACCACCUUUUCCAGAUCCACAUGCCUACAUUAGAACAGCUACACAUAAACAACCAGUUACCGAGUAUGAAGCUAUUAGAGAAAAAGCUGCAGCACGAAAAAGAGAUACUCAACGUGCAUUAACUAAAUUUUUUGCUAAAACUGGAGAUUAUCGUGAUAAUUUAUUUUUAACUGAAGAUAAUGUUUAUCAACUGAUUCCUUGUAAGCCAGAAUUUCCAAGUUAUUUAUCGGCUUUAUUACCAUCAGAUCAAGUAUUUGAAACAGAUCCCGAAUUAGAAUUUGGUCCUUCUCCAGUUAAAAAACCUAAAGAACAAAUAUCAAAUGAUGAUAAUAGUACAAAUAACAAUAACAACAACAGUAGCAACAAUAAAGAAGACAAAUUAUUAUCAACAACAACAACGACAACAACAACAACAACAACAACAGCAGCAGCAACUACAACAACAGCAACAACAACGACAACAACAUCUACAUCUACAUCUACAUCAGCAUCAUCAUUAAAAUCUAAAACAGAUACACUUGAUGCAAUUGAAGAGGAAACAACAACUCAACAAGAAAUUAUUGACAAUCCAUAUCUUCAACCUGGUAAAAUACCAAAAAAUAGAUUAUCACAUAUUGCCAAUAAUGGUUCAUUUCAUUUACAACAAUAUCCAAAAAAGGAAUUAAUUUUAGAUUAAUAAAAAUAUUUUAUUUAAUGAAUUAUUAUUAUUAUUAUUUACAAAUGAUUGUCAUUUAUGACAUUAUUAGUGCCAUUUUGAUGUUUCAAAUGAUUUAAUACCUUCUAAUCUCAAUCUACUGAGAAGUGGACGAUAAAUAUCUGGACUAAAAGGUAAUAUAACACCUCUUUGUUGUAUUUCACCUGUUGAUAAAAUUAAAUUAAAUAUAAAAUUAA
Molecule: messenger RNA, 1378 nt
Organism: Aphidius gifuensis
Lineage: Eukaryota; Metazoa; Arthropoda; Insecta; Hymenoptera; Braconidae
Gene: Taf8
Product: transcription initiation factor TFIID subunit 8-like
Exons: 4
Coding region: 27-1163 (378 amino acids)
Biological process (GO): transcription initiation at RNA polymerase II promoter
Cellular component (GO): transcription factor TFIID complex
Molecular function (GO): protein heterodimerization activity
Source: RefSeq, a predicted model, not a curated record